This is a messenger RNA of Populus trichocarpa (black cottonwood), 2887 nucleotides long. Its product is annotated as pentatricopeptide repeat-containing protein At1g62930, chloroplastic. NCBI's taxonomy places the organism in Eukaryota, Viridiplantae, Streptophyta, Magnoliopsida, Malpighiales, Salicaceae. Gene Ontology annotation, molecular function: protein binding. Bases 142 to 1818 code for a protein of 558 amino acids. The transcript is spliced from 2 exons. The record is from RefSeq and is a predicted model, not a curated record.
AAAGGGGCCUAACCCUAAACCAAAUUGGAAUCAAGAAGUCGUCAGAGCCAAAACCAGGCCACAAAGUGGAAAACAAUCAAACAGAGAGAGAGGGGGAGGGGAGAGGGGGAGAGAGAGAGAGAGAGAACGCUACCACUGGCGAUGAUGAUGAUGGCAACGAAAAAGCUAAGCUUUUCGGUCGCUACUUCAUCUUCAGCUUCAACCUUCAUUGGGUUUCAUCUUCUCCGCCAAAUCAGGAUGGGUAUGAUAAUUUUUCCUUCUAAAAUCUCAUUGUUAUUCUACAACAACAUCAACAACAACCCCAUUUGCUGCUGUCUUCAUUCUUCCAGUAGUUAUAGACAUAAAAACAGAACAUUUAGGAACAUUAAUGAUGCCUUGUCUGCUUUCAAUCACAUGGUUAAUACGAACCCUUUGCCUUCUAUUGUUAAGUUUGGUGAAUUGUUUUCAGCACUCGUCAGAAUGAAACAUUAUAAGACUGUGGUUUCUUUGUCUAAACAAAUGGAAAUGGCUGGGAUUAGUCAUGAUGUUUUAUCUCUUACCAUUUUGAUCAAUUGCUUCUGCCGCUUAUGCCAUGUUGAUUAUGGGUUCUCUGUCUUGGGGAAAAUUAUUAAACUUGGUCUUGAACCAAAUGUUAUUACAUUUUCUACCUUAAUUAAUGGGUUUUGUAUAGAGGGUAAAAUUGGUCGAGCAAUAGAAUUGUUUGAUGUGAUGGUGGCAAGAGGGUAUAAACCUAAUGUACAUAGUUAUAGUAUAAUAAUCAAGGGUUUAUGUAGAGUAGGAAAAACCACUGAGGUGAUUAAAUUGCUUGAGCAUAUGAAAGUAGUAGGUUGUGAGCCGGAUGUGGUGAUAUACAAUACAAUUGUUGACAGACUUUGCAAGGAUAGAUUAGUUAAUGAGGCUGUACAUAUUUUUUGUAAAAUGAAGGGUACAGGCAUUUUACCUACAGUUGUCACAUACACAUCUUUAAUCCAUGGUCUACGAAAUUUAGGCCGAUGGAAAGAGGCUUUUGGAUUGUUAAAUGAAAUGAAGGGUGGUAAUAUAAUGCCAGAUUUAGUUGCCUUUAGUGUGUUGAUUGAUAUAAUGUGCAAAGAAGGUGAGGUUUCAGAGGCUCGAGUUAUAUUGAAAACAAUGACAGAAAUGGGUGUGGAGCCUGAUGUUGCUACCUACAAUACGCUGAUGAAUGGAUAUUGCUUGCGGAUGGAAGUUGUUGAAGCUAGAAAGGUAUUUGAAGUGAUGAUAAGCAAGGGCCGCAUGCCUGAUGUUUUUAGUUUUAGCAUCUUAGUGAAUGGAUAUUGCAAGGCCAAAAGGAUAGACGAGGCAAAACAACUUUUUGAUGAAAUGACUCAUCGAGGCUUAAUUCCAGACACGGUUAGUUACAACACUCUAAUAAGUGGCUUGUGUCAAGCAAGAAGACCUUUGGAAGCAGAAGAGCUUUUCAAGGACAUGCAUUCUAAUGGAUACCCCCCAAAUUUAGUAACUUACUCUAUUUUACUCGAUUGCUUAAGCAAACAAGGGUAUCUUGAUCAGGCGAUGGGACUGUUUCGAGCAAUGGAAAAUAGUGGCUUGAAGCCUGAUUUGGUGACCUAUAAUAUCAUGAUUGAUGGCAUGUGCAAAUAUGGAAAGUUUAAAGAUGCAAGGGAAUUGUUUGCAGAACUCUCUGUCAAAGGGUUGCAGCCUAAUAAUUGGGUUUGUACUCCAACAAUUGAUGGGGUUUGCAAAGGAGGGUUGCUAGAUGAAGCACACAAAGCUUUCAGACAAAUGGAAAAGGAUGACUGCUCACCAGCACAAGGAUGCAUCAAUGGUCGUGCAACUUAUUAAUGAAAUGGCUGAUAAAGGAUUUUCUGCAGAUGCAGACACCACAGCGUUGGUGGUAGAUGACAAACUUGUCCUGAAAAGGCUACUUGGCUUUUGUGAAGGUCAUCAAGGAGAAAAGGUGAAGUAAUUGUUUCAUACUCAAUGAUGCUAAUUAUAAUGCCCAACAUGAAGUAGCUUUCUGUCCCAUUGUAAGUUAUUUUCACUUCGUUCCUGUAACCAAAUUCUUCUUCUCAUGUAUUGCUGAUAAUAGAGGCAUCAAAUCUGUAGAUGAAUAAAAUUUUACGAACUCCUAGCAGGCAAAUUGCCAUUCAUCUAGAUUUAAAGGAGAAAAGAGAGAUGAGAAAUCAGAUCAUCAAUGAAGCUGAAGAGUACGGGUUCUUUCUGUAAAAAGGCACAAAUUGUGAAACCCACAAAUCUCAUAAUAUAUACAGAGAGAGAAGUUGUACUAGGCCAACCAAGAGAAGCUUCAUAGAGGCAGACAAACAUUACUAGAAAGCUGUUGUGGAGUGUGGAGAUCACCUCUAGAGGUGCUGAAAUUGAAAAGAGGAGGGGUAAGAAAGAUGCAACAUUGUCGUCAUUGACCAAAGCCUGGAAAACCCACUGAUGUUCAAGGAUGAGGCAACUUUUUUUGAAGCCGAACCACAACCCUUUACCUCACGUUAUGUCUCGUCAGCUCUCACCUGCCAAAGACGAAAGGAUGGGAAAGAUGCCAAGGAUGUGAAAAGUAAGAAAGAUGGAAAGGGGAAAAUGAAGGGAAAGAUGACGAUAAUGGGAGAGGGCCUACACUAUCUGCAACUAAGCUGCCGCUACUGCUUUCACCUAUUAAAGAUGACUAUUGGAUACUCUUGCUGCUGAGGAUGAGCAGGCUGCUUCCAAUGAACUAGCUACUGCUCAGUGAAGAUAACAUAAUUUCUUCUAGUAAUUUCUUUUUACCAUUUAGAAACUUGGCUUAAACCUUCAUUAUGCAGAAUGAGUAUAGAUGCAACUCUCGAUAGAUGUUAUCAAGCCUGUGGAAAGCUUACUUCUUCACUAUAAGAUUCUUGGCAAUAAAUGCAAAAAAAAAUUCUUUUCA